AUGAGCGACGAUGAUGAUAUCUCGAUUACGUCAACUGCACCCAGUGAGCAGGAGUCUGAGUAUGAAGUAGAAACUAUCUUGGCUGAGCUCGAAUUUGACGAUGGCAUCAAAUAUUUGGUGAAGUGGGCCAAUUACCCUAUUGAAAGAUGCACAUGGGAACCCCCCGAAUCCUUUUGCAAUGAACAGACUUUGAUCGACUGGAAUAAGAAGAAAAAGGCAAUUGCGGAAGGGAAGCGUCCGGCAUUCGAUUUUGUCAGUUUUGAAAAUCAUCUAGCUGCCCUUGAGAGGGCAAAACAUGACAGGAAGCAAAGAAGAGCCGCAAAAAGGAGACGUCUGGGGCUUGACGGAGCCCAGCAAAGUCAUCCUGCUGCGGAGAGUCCUUCGAGUAAUAACGUGCCUGACCCAAGUAUUCCUGACGUUAUUGGCUCCAAUGAUAUCGAAGUCGACAGAUCAAAGGCUUCAUCCGGACAAACUCCCCGAACGAAUGCCAGCACAGGAAGUGCGCAAGUACAAACUCAGCAACUUCCAAAGAGACCACCUCCACCUAUCUUGUUUGGAACUGCUCCGGCUCCCACGCGCCCGAAAAGGAUGAACAGUUCUGAGACGCCGAAGCUGUUCAAUUUGUCGACCAGAUGGAAGUACGAGAAGGCGAAAGCUUAUGAACCACCUCCUGAUAUGAACAAGCUGCAACUCAUUCGACCAUCCGACUGGCCAGCCAGGACUGGGCUCGCCGCGACAAAGACAGGGCUGCACAGCGUCAGCUCACCUAGCGCGAAGAAUGACGCCAGUACCGCUAGGCUCGGAUCUCAUAAUGUGAUCUCACCCACGCAGGAUGACUCAAGCUUGGCGAAGCUAGGUCCUCAUGAUGCUAGCUCGCCAAAUCAGGGUGACUCGAGUAGCGUAAAGAUUGGAUCACACAACAUUACUUCGUCGAAGCAAUUCAAUGCAAGUCUGGUGAAACUAGGCUCACAUAAUGUGAGCUCUCCUAAGUCGGUUACUUCGGGGAGACUAGGCACGCAUAAUGUCAGCGGGUCAAAUGGAAUCAAUGACAGUGCAUUGGAUCCACAAGCGCAAGAUGUCGGUUCGCCAAUGGACCUUGAUUCGGAUAAGGAGACUCAAGGCCAAAUUGGCCAAACUCGGGAGAAUUGGGCCCUGAGUUCACCGAAACGCGCACAGGAUGGGUCAUACAAGCCGAACGACAGCGUCCCAGACACAUAUAGACCAGCGUGUGGUGCGGAUACGUGGAGACCAGACCGUCCACUGCCAGAUAGCGGGAGUGGAAGCCAACCUUCCGGUGACAGUGUGAGACCCAAUACCAGCCCCCCAAUCCAUCGCCAUGAACUCGAAGACUAUCCGAUACCCAAGCUUCCAACAAGGGAACCAAGACCGGGGCCUACAUCGUCAAGAACCGCCAACAGUACUUCUGGAAUCAGGAAGAAGGAAAUCGGUUCGGCCAGGCUAUGCGGUCUGAGUCCCGAGAGUCGAAGCAGGCUCAUGUCUACCAAAAGGGGCAGCCGAAUCAAUGUCUGGUUUCAACAUACAUGCAACCUAGAAGAGUAUAAUGUCCUAUGUGAGAACACGAAAAACAAUAAGAAGUACUCCGAUGCUUGGAUAGAAGGGUUCGAUGAUACUGAGCCGAGCAUCUACAGAAUUGGGGAAGAACUUCGUCGCAAUGAGCUUGUGGCCAUAUCAUAUCCAGCUCCAGACAGCAGGAUGUCGAACGUGUUACUUGCCUAUUCCCCGAAGUCGUCAGACUUUGCGUUUCUCAAUGCAGAUUCUGCCCAUUUUAGAAUCCCUGAGGACGUUUUCCUAAAUGUCGCAGUCCGAAGCCAGUUGCGAGGGUUUGACACCAUCACUGCUCGGCGUGAAAGAAAGCGGCUUCAUGCUGAGUCACGCAAGCCAGUACCCCUCGCACUCGUAAAUGCCCCAGAUGCUCCAAGCAGAGCUCCCCCCACCGGAGCUGUGGCUACUCGGCCUCGUUCUGUGGGCGUUCCUAGUGUUUCGGCUCCGGAAGCCGUGAGACCUGUCAACGACAUGUCCAACCUUCGCAUUCAAAUUCCGAGGGAUAGCAAAGUCUUGCCACCAAAAGCAUUUGAGGCGUCAGACGUGACAAAACCGUCCGAUGCAGCAGAUGACUCAGGCUCAACAAACACAACUAGUGUAACCCCCAAAUUGUCAACUCAACACUCUGGCGCAGACAAUUUGCAAGCGGCACCCCAAAACACUCCGCGAGAAUUAGAGCUUGUGAAUGUAGCUGUACAGGAUCCCGCACAAGAAACCGGCGCACUAUUAUCAACAUGGCAGGUUCCAUUGCCGAAACACAGAGCUCCGCAACCAGCAACCGAGACCUCACCUAUGAGCUCUGAGGCUCGAACAGCGCCAGAGGCAGGCCCUGAAUUUCCUCGCCUCAAACACGACGCGAGUAUGGCUCAGUCUAUUGCAGGCGAUGUUAAAUCGCCGUCGCAGCCGUCUGAGAAUACUCUUGAUCUAGAUGCGGUCUUCAAAGACCAAUUUGGUGUUACUUAUGAUCUCCUGGCGACUGUGAACGAUGCUGAGAAGCCUACGAAGGCUCAAGUAUUUUACUUGAUGUUUCCUGCCGGGUCCGAAGUAGUGCAAGAAGAGUACGAAGUUAUGCACGAGUUUCUGAGAAGGCACAAUGCUGUGACUUAUUCAAACCGCCUUCCGGAAGAUUGGGAGAGAUUUGCACGCACAAUACACAAGGGGGUUGUCUUGGCUCAUGAAAGCUUUAUGAAUUACCAUGCCCUACCUUUCAUCAGGGACCUGAUCCAUCGAAGCGUCAGCUUCUGGAGCCUUUCUUUAAGAAAGCCACUACAAUACGCUGACCACCUCACGUACUUCCAGCGCGUAUUCCCUCAUGGUGGUGUCAUCCUAAUCACAGAAGACUUCAUGCUUAGGGACCCAGACGCCACCAUCAUCAUCCUGGCGUGGCUAAAGGAUUGGAUAAAGCAGAAAUUCCCAGGGAGUUGGAAGAUCAUGUUCCGUCCAAAUAUCCUGAACUGGCUCCUGAAGCAAUCUGAAUCGAAGGAUCCAUUCAGGCAGGGAAUAUGGUUGAGCAUGUAUGCUCUGAUCCUUCAAUUAAACAGUCGCGUGGCAGGCUCAGAACGGGCAGGUGGAAAUAUUCUCAGCGGCGCCGGCGGUGAGCACAACGAAGAUCCUGUGAUUUCACUCGACGCCAUCCCUCUCUAUGGUUCGCGCACCGAAGAUGAUGAUGCGAAUAUACCGAAAGGCCUCACACAGGAGCAAAGGAAUACCGACCACCUUGGAGAAUUCUUUGCCGGUUGGGCAAUAGUCAACAACCACAGGUUCAGACGGUUCGUCAUGCUCACGGCAGUGAAACCUCUACCGAGAUGGGAAUCCUGGCAACAUAUUGAGAUCAGAUAUGGCGCAAAAGAUUUUAUGAAGACCUUCAAGGUCGAGUACAAGACGUACUGGGACAAAGUGAAGCCUAGGCUAGGGAAACCAGGUCUGUCAUCGGAGGCGAAAUCCCAGAACCACAAUCCUGCCUAUACACCGCGGACGCCUGGAGCGAAUGGUCCUUCAGCCGAUGGGUUGGAUGUCUCGAGUGUCGGCGGGUUUUCUCACGGCCCUUCCAGGCUGAAAUACCCUCAACCAUACCAAUGAUCUAAAAAUGCUUUACUUUUGCUUUAUGCGUGACGGGCAGUUUCAUAUUCUUGUUUUUAUGCCCUUCGGUUCAAGGGGCGAUUGUAUCAGAUACCCAUGUAGUAGCAAGGUUUUACAUCAAAGGUCAACAGAAUAAUGGCCAGUGAUCAGAAAGACAAUGAGAAGAGGC
Molecule: messenger RNA, 3811 nt
Organism: Aspergillus novofumigatus IBT 16806
Lineage: Eukaryota; Fungi; Ascomycota; Eurotiomycetes; Eurotiales; Aspergillaceae
Product: putative Chromo domain protein Chp1p
Exons: 5
Coding region: 1-3642 (1213 amino acids)
Biological process (GO): negative regulation of transcription by RNA polymerase II; chromatin organization
Cellular component (GO): pericentric heterochromatin
Molecular function (GO): chromatin binding
Source: RefSeq, a predicted model, not a curated record